This is a messenger RNA of Syngnathus acus (greater pipefish), 1893 nucleotides long. RefSeq names its product gonadotropin-releasing hormone II receptor-like. NCBI's taxonomy places the organism in Eukaryota, Metazoa, Chordata, Actinopteri, Syngnathiformes, Syngnathidae. Gene Ontology annotation, biological process: G protein-coupled receptor signaling pathway. Bases 83 to 1369 code for a protein of 428 amino acids. Gene Ontology annotation, cellular component: membrane. Gene Ontology annotation, molecular function: gonadotropin-releasing hormone receptor activity; peptide binding. The record is from RefSeq and is a predicted model, not a curated record. The transcript is spliced from 3 exons.
UCCAAAUACCAUUUGUUCUCCAUCACGCCAAAGAAGAGUUAGGGGAAGGGGCGAGACAAAGAUUUGGGGUUAAGAGAAAGGAAUGGGAUUGGGCUUCUCUCUUUCUCUCUCCUGCCCUCCGUCCACUUCCAACCUCAGCAGUGCAGCGGCGCUGACUACGAGGAUGUCUGGUCAGUGGUCACUAUCGGAAUGGCCCACCGCCAAUGCGACCCGGUGGGAGGCUCCCACGUUUGGGGCGGCGGCUCGCUUCCGCGUGGGGGCCACGGCGCUACUGUUUGCCGUAGCAGCCGCUGGCAACCUGACACUGAUGGCCAGCGUGUGGGGCGGGCGCAACCGACGUCAUUCAGCCUCUCGCCUGCGACCGCUCAUGGUCAGCCUGGCGUCAGCCGAUCUGAUGAUGACCUUUGUGGUGAUGCCCCUUGACGCAGCGUGGAAUGCCACGGUGCAGUGGUACGGGGGCGACGCCUUGUGCAAGUUGCUCAGCUUCCUGAAGUUGUUGGCCAUGUACGCCUCGGCUUCGGCGCUGGUUGUCAUCGGCCUGGACCGCCAUUGCGCCAUUGUGCGACCUCUGCGCGUUCUGAGCGCCCGGCGCAGGAACAGACGCAUGUUGGUGCUGGCCUGGAGCCUCAGCCUGUUGCUCGCCGGACCACAGCUGUUUGUGUUCGGCACGGUGGACGCGGGCGUCGACUUUACGCAGUGUGCAACGCACGCCACGUUCAGUGUCCACUGGCAGGAAACGCUCUACAACAUGUUCCACUUCAGCACCUUGUACGCGCUCCCCCUGCUGGUGAUGAGCUGCUGUUACGGCCGCAUUAUGCUGCACAUCAACAACACGCACCUGAGGAAUAAAGGCCAACUGCGUCGUAGCAGCAGCGACGGCAUCUCCAAGGCCAGGAUGAAGACUCUGAAGAUGACCGUGGUCAUCGUGCUCUCGUUCAUAGUGUGCUGGACGCCGUAUUACCUGCUGGGAGUAUGGUACUGGUUCCAGCCCGAAGUGGUCCACUUCACGCCCGAGUACAUCCACCACGGCCUCUUCCUCUUCGGGAACCUCAACACUUGCUGCGACCCACUCAUCUACGGCUUCUACACACCCUCCUUCCGGGCUGACCUGGCCGCUUGCUGCUGCCCCAACCGGCGGGGACCGGCCACCACCGAUUUUGGGUUCCCCGUCCCCCGUGCCCGGAAUGAGUCAGAAGGACGAGUAAGGCUGCCGAGUCCCCAUGCCCAACAGGAAGGAAUGGGUCUUAGCCUUUUACCGACAAUUUGCCGAAAAUCGCCAAGCGUGAACACAUCCGCAAAGAAGCCUGUACGUGACAAAAUGAACGAUGGGAAUACGCCUGGCGAUUUCCUUCCAGCAAGUGUCCUCUAGGUGGCGCAAUCAUAAAUCAUCCAUCAAUAUGAACAUCAUUUGUGCCGUGCCUUAAUAUACCGGGCUCGGCUCUGUGACCUCGCCACAACACGCAGAUAUAAUAUUCAUCUCAUCUGACUGAAAUGAGCUCAAAUGCCAUUCAUCUACUCCAGGAAAAAAAGGCUUUUCUUUUUACUCCAGAAAAGUAAUUUUUCUUGUGGUAAUUGUAGUGACUUGUGUGCAACUGUCUGUGCCGGCCAGCACCCUUUAUUUGUAUUUAUUUGUUUGCUAUUGCGCGUCCGCACCACUAUACUCAGAAUGGAUUAGUUAGUGGAAGUGGUUAGCCUGACAAACUAGACCAGGGGUGGAAAACCUUUUGACUUGCGGGCCGAAUUGGGGACUAAAUUUUGACCGGGGGGCCGAACCAAGAGUAGAUGGAUGUAGUGUUUGUGUUAAGUAAUAUAAACGUGUAAACAUGUAUAAACAUGUAAAGGUCAUUGCAUAAACAGUUUUGGCCUUUAGUCGGUAGUAAAGCACGGAUAUUC